This is a messenger RNA of Stereum hirsutum FP-91666 SS1, 1041 nucleotides long. RefSeq lists its product as uncharacterized. Bases 1 to 1041 code for a protein of 346 amino acids. NCBI's taxonomy places the organism in Eukaryota, Fungi, Basidiomycota, Agaricomycetes, Russulales, Stereaceae. The record is from RefSeq and is a predicted model, not a curated record. The transcript has 6 exons.
AUGUCAUCCAACUCGGAAUUCGUUCGAUUCGUAGCGGACCGUGCCAAUAAAUCGCACGCAAAGCAGAUCAUACACAAUGCCACUGCUGAUUACGACACGAGUCAAGAUCUGACAGCCUUUCGAAAGAGAGCCCUAUAUGUCCAUAGGACUAUGGACAACAAUUCAGCGGUGCUCCUCGAGAACACGAUCAACAACUCCAAUGUAGAGGAGACUGUAGAGGCGAUAUUCGUCGUAGCCGGUAUCCUCAUUCAAAGCAACCUGCCGCCAAUCAGAACGAAAGCUCAACUACCAGAUCAGAUUACAUCCGCUGCUCAGGAGGUGUCUAUCAUCGCCGCGGACGCUGAUCAUUUCGACAAAGCUGUAGCCGCCAUAGAGGACAUCCGGGAUAUGUUCGGAUUAGAGUUCCCAAGCGGAGCACUGAAAUCAGCAGACCAUAACCUGUUUGAAGGCGAGCUGGGACUCACGUUUGGAACACGUUAUUUCACCCCAUCCCAUAUAUGCAAGAACGACACUGGGGAGAAGCUGCCCGCCGAAAUAGACCCAUUGGGCAUACUGACCAAAGCAGCGAGGGGCAAAGGGAAGUUUCUGCUGGAGAAUAUGGUUCUAUAUCACCAGCAUAAAGGAGCGCAUUCAGACACAAAGUGGUUUGAUAUCGAGCCGAGCCGAUUCAGGCUGGGCCAGGUGGUACAACUUGAGGUGGCUUUUCGUGUCAUACCAACCUCCUCCAAAUCCCAUUAUCGAAUGGUCCCUUUGCUACGUAGCCUGGCAUUGCUGAACAGUGAUAUAUACACUGCAUGGGAGCAAAUCAUCCGCAGCUCCAAGAAACCCCCUACCCAUAGGAUUCAAUUCAAACGAAGCACCGCGUACUACAUCAAAGACGAACCUACACCAGAACUGCCACCAAACAAGAGGGCAAGAACGGAGCCUGCGGAUGAGUCUGCAAAGGCGGGAGAGCACAGUGGUGAGGGUGGGCAGCAUGAUGUUGAUGACCAGAUGCCGUUCGCCGUCGACUACGAUGACGGCGCUCCAGUCCAAGGAUAG